Messenger RNA from Naegleria fowleri, 372 nucleotides. The record is from the annotation of a RefSeq genome assembly. NCBI's taxonomy places the organism in Eukaryota, Heterolobosea, Eutetramitea, Acrasida, Naegleriidae.
AUGAUUGGAGUAAAAACACGUUUUUAUAUUACAGAUAAUUCUGGUGCUAAAGAAGGGGAAUGUAUUAAGGUUUUGAAUAAAAAAUAUCAACACGCUAAGGUAGGAGAUUUUAUAGUAGUUGCUAUAAAAAAAGUAAGGUUGCGUAAAAAAAUCAAAGUUAAAUUACAUGAUGUAAGAUUUGGUAUAAUUGUAAGAACAAAAAAAAAUGUUUGUAGAUACAAUGGAAUACAUAUUUCAUUUGAAGAUAAUGCAAUGGCAUUAUUAGAUAAAAAUUUAAAUCCUAUUGGUAAUAGAGUAAGUGGCCCCUUAUCGUAUGAAAUAAGAGUUAAAAAAUUAAUGAAAUUGAUUUUAAUUUCUCCAAGUAUUUUUUAA